AUGUCACGAGAAGAAGAAGAAGCAAAAGCUCCAAUUAAAUCAUCAAUUAUAAAUUAUGUUGAGAAUUUCAUCGAUAAACGUAAUAGAGAAUUACGAGCAUCAACAGGUGAUGAGAGUGAUACGUCAGCAACUCAUGAAGUGAAUAGAGAUUCAAUUGUUAUUAAUACAGGUGAUAAUGAAUAUCGACAUGAUAAAUUUAAAAAUGAUCGAUCAUCAUCGACUGAUAUUGAUGCUGAUGAUCUUAAUCUUGAUUCAGAUCCAAUCAUUGAAACACAAGAAGGUGGUGCACAAGUUUAUAAACAACAAGUUUAUUUACGUCAAUAUCAACCACCAACCCCUGAGCCUGUUGACAUUCAGGUUCAAGAAGUCUUUGUUAAACCUCAAGUACAACGACCACCUAUUCAUGUACAUGUUGGACUUAGUAAAAAUAGAGAUACACAACGUACUCCAUCGCCUAUUUUAAUUAAAACUGCUCCACCACAAGCACCACCGCCAUCUUCCGAAGAGCCUAUUAUUUAUAAUAAAUAUGUUCCAGUUGAUUUUAAACAACCACCACAACAAAUCAUCAUUCAUCGACAUGCUGAUUUGCCACCGAAACCACGUCCUAUUGUUGUUGAACAAUGGCUUCCAAACAAACCUGCACCAAAACGUAUUACCUAUCAUCAUGUCAAUCCUGAAGACUAUGUUCAAAGUGAAACUCAUCGACUACGUAAUCGUUUUAUUGAAUAUACAAAACCACAUACAACGAUUGAAGUUGAAAUUGUUCGUUUACCCGUAAUUAAAUUAAGACCAGAAGAAUAUCAUAAUCGAUCACCUGAACUUACAAAAAUUGAUGAAGUUCGUUCGAUGACACAAGAUCCCAAUACACUUAAUUGGCGAAUAUAA
Adineta steineri is the source of this 885-nucleotide messenger RNA. Lineage: Eukaryota; Metazoa; Rotifera; Eurotatoria; Adinetida; Adinetidae. The record is from the annotation of a GenBank genome assembly.